Mugil cephalus (flathead mullet) is the source of this 6227-nucleotide messenger RNA. Its product is annotated as calsyntenin-2-like. Lineage: Eukaryota; Metazoa; Chordata; Actinopteri; Mugiliformes; Mugilidae. The transcript is spliced from 17 exons. Gene Ontology annotation, molecular function: X11-like protein binding; kinesin binding; amyloid-beta binding. The record is from RefSeq and is a predicted model, not a curated record. Gene Ontology annotation, biological process: positive regulation of synaptic transmission; positive regulation of synapse assembly; homophilic cell-cell adhesion. Bases 490 to 3345 code for a protein of 951 amino acids. Gene Ontology annotation, cellular component: cell surface; postsynaptic membrane.
GAGGAGAGGAGAGGAAGGGAAAAAAAGCGCCUGAAUCCAUCUCUCUCCUCCCCGUGACGUCGGCCGGUCUGGUCCCGGGCUGUGCCGCGCUCUCCGGUCCCGUCUCAGCAGAAACCACUCGAGCUGCUGCUGCUGCCUCCACCGGCCACACAACCUGCGGUGCGACGCGCGCGGUGCCGUGCGUCGAGGUGCGUUGCGGGAAGUCGGCGUUUCUCCUCCUGCCCCCCCCUCCCACUCCAUCUCCUACUCCACGCCGCCCGUGUUCUGUCUGUCCCGCGUUAUCAGUGAACUGUUUGUUUGUUUGUUUUUUCCCCCCACGGCGCCUCAGCUGAGAGGAGAGGACCCGAGGCGUUGAACAAGAGGGGGAGAGGGCGGCAGGGAGAAGGAGAGCAGGAAAAAAAGAGACAAACUAAGAAAAGAGGAGAGAAGAGGAAAACAGGUCGCCGUAGCCUCCUCCUUUUUUCCCCGGGCUAAAUCGCCACCGAGAAGAUGCUGAGAAUAGUCGGCGUGUUGGCUGUAGUGGCUCUGGGGAUGAGCGCCGCUCACACCAAAGUGAACAAACACAAGCCGUGGAUUGAGACGUCAUACCAUGGGGUGAUCACUGAAAACACUGACAUCGUCCUGCUGGAUCCUCCCCUGGUGGCUCUUGACAAAGAUGCCCCCAUCCCCUAUGCAGGGGAGAUCUGCGCCUUCAACAUCCAUGGGCUUGAGGCUCCAUUCGAGGCAGUGGUGCUGAACGGUACGUCUGGCGAGGGCCAGCUGAGGGCGCGUGGCUUGGUGGACUGUGAGCUGCAGAAGGAAUACACCUUCAUCAUCCAGGCUCAUGAUUGCGGUUCAGGCCCCGGAGGCACAGAGGGCAAGAAGUCCCACAAGGCAGUGGUGCACAUUCAGGUCAACGAUGUGAAUGAGUUUGCCCCAGUGUUUCGAGAGCCCCAGUACAGAGCAGCCGUGACAGAGGGCAAGAUUUACGACAGCAUCCUACAAGUGGAGGCCACUGAUCAAGACUGCUCCCCACAGUAUAGCCAGAUCUGCAACUACCAGAUCACCACCACCAACACACCCUUUGCUAUAGAUCGCAACGGAAACAUCCGGAACACAGAGAAGUUAAGCUACGACCGCCAGCAGCAGUACGAGAUCCAGGUGACGGCCUGGGACUGCGGCCAGAAGAGAGCCUUGCACAGCGUCCCCGUUCGCAUUGACGUCAAGCCUGUCUGCAAACCUGGCUGGCAAGGUUGGAACAAACGCGUGGACUACGAGCCAGGAACAGGCAGUAAACAGCUGUUUCCUAAGAUGCACCUGGAGACCUGCGGCGGUCCUCUGUCGUCAGUGAGGACCACGGUGGAGCUGCAGACCAGCCACAUCGGGAAGGGCUGCGACCGAGAGACCUACUCUGAGAAAUCUCUACAGAAACUGUGUGGCGCCUCAUCGGGCAGCACUGACCUCCUCCCUGCCCCCAGCACUGCCACCAAUUGGACAGCUUCCCUGGUGACUGACAGCGGCAGGGACAGUGACUUGAUCUUCAGGUUUGACGGUCGUCAGGCGGCGAAAAUCCCCGACUGGGUGGUGCCCCAGAAUCUGACGGACCAGUUCACCAUAGCAACGUGGAUGAAGCACGGGCCCAGUCCUGGCCUCAGAGCUGAGAAAGAGACUCUGCUCUGCAACUCAGACAAGACUGAGAUGAACCGUCAUCACUACUCACUGUAUGUCCAUAACUGCCGCCUGGUGUUUCUGCUGAGGAGAGACUUCACUCAGGUGGACACCUUCAGGCCGGCCGAGUUCCACUGGAAACUGGAGCAGAUAUGUGACAAGGAGUGGCAUUACUACGUCAUCAAUGUGGAGUUCCCGGUGGUGACGCUGUACGUGGACGGAGUGACCUAUGACCCCUACUUGGUGACAGACGACUGGCCCAUCCACCCGUCGCAGAUUGAUGUGCAGCUCACGGUCGGAGCCUGCUGGCAAGGUGGGGAGGUGACCAAGCCACAAUUCACUCAGUACUUCCGGGGCAGCCUGUCUGGUCUGACCAUCAGACCAGGGAAGAUCGAGAGUCAGAAAGUCAUUUCCUGUCUGCAGGCCUGCAAAGAAGGACUGGACAUUAACUCCCUGGAGAGCCUGGAUAAGAGCAUAAAGUUCCACUUUAACCCAGCUCAGUCCAUCUUGGUAAUGGAGGGAGAGGACUUGGAAAACAUGAACGCCGCAGUGAGGAAAGUUUCCUACAUAAACUCUCGCCAGUUUCCCACACCGGGGAUCCGACGCCUGCACAUCUCCACUGCAGUCCAGUGUUUUGGCGAAGACACCUGCAUCACCAUCCCGGACAUCGAUGCGGUGGUGAUGGUGCUGCAGCCCAGCGAGCCCAGGAUCACCAUCGCAGGGGUGGAGAGACUGAGCAGGCCGGCCCCCGACUUCAGAGCGCCUGGAGGCAUUGUUCUGUUCCAGGACCUCCACAUCGUCAGCACAGUCACCAGGGCAGACGCCACCGCACCUCACACAGCAAAUCAACCCGGUGAGCUGGAGGAAAUCAUUCAUAACUUGGACUACUGUGAUGUCCUGGUGCUGGGGGAGGAGCUGAACCCAGAGCAGGAGUCUCUGCAACUGCAGCGAAGCGCUCUACUUGGAAAACACCUCGAUGCCACCAAUUCCACCUCUGGCAUGUCCAUAUACGGCGUGGACUCCAUGUCCAACUAUGAGCAGGUGAUCCGACAGGUGCGCUAUUACAACUGGCAGCCGGGACAGCUAACGGAGAGAAGAUUUCGCUUGACCUGCUCCGAGCUCAACGGACGCUACACCAGCAACGAGUUCACCCUUGAGGUGAGCUUCCUGCACAGCUCAGAGGCCGAGGAGCACGUCAGUCACAUGGUAGCCCCGCCUCAGUACAUGCAGGUGGUCCACCAUCCGUCCAUGAUCCAUGACCUGUAUCCCAGCCACAGCUCAGGUGUACCCAGUGCCGCCACCGUGGUCAUCGUCAUGUGCAUCGCCGCCCUGGUAGUGGUGGUGGUGCUGGGCAUAUACCGCAUCCACCUGACCCACCAGCAGGAGGUGAAGCUGGCGGAGACGGCUAAAGAGGCGGACGUGACCUGGGACGACUCUGCUCUGACAAUCACGGUCAACCCUAUGGAGAACCUGGAGGAGCCCCAGGCUGCAGAGGAGGAGGCCAGCGAAGAGGAGGAGGAGGAGGAGGAGGAUGAAGAAGAGGAGGAGGAGGAGGAAGACGACGAGGAAGAGGAGGAGGACGACAUCACCAGCGCCGAGUCAGAUGACAGCGAGGAGGACGUGGAUGUCCAGCUACCCAGGAUGCAACGCUCAAGCAAGAAGGGCCAAAACUGGGACAAAACAACAAUAUCCUAUUGAAACACUCCCUCACAGUCGGUCACAAAUGCACACAUUCUUCAACAUGUCCAUUCUGAAACCUCAAAUCAGACGGUUGAAACAAAAAGACUUCAUGUGACAUCGAUGCCCUAAAAAAUGAGGUAAUAUCUCCCCCUACUGGAAGACGACACUGAAACACACACACACACACCAGACACACAAACACACUCACAUGGUGCGAUGAUUUAACCUCGUCAGAAAACCCUCCCGUUUUAUACAACCGAUAAGAAAUAAUAUGACACUAAAACUGCACCUCAGUCAAAUGACUUUCAUCCUUCUUAACGGAAUUACAAAUUUAGGUCAUCCCCCGACAGGAGUUUUCCUUUGAACGUUUUCUCCCAUUACGAUCUAAUCCACAGCCAGAAUCUUAAAUAAAAUAAAGUUAAAUGGAAGAUAUUUUGUCAGUUCAACCCUGCACCGCGCAUUCAGUCUGACGUGUCAAAUUUCACAGUGAGAUUUAUGAUGUCCCAUAAAAAAUAAAAAAUAUGAAAAAAAAAAAAUGCAAAACAGCCUUUAUUUAAGAAAGUUGUGAAAGUUAAAAAGAACUGAGACUAUUUUUGGUUUGUAUACUUCAUGUUAUUUAUCUGUCUUUAUUCAAGCCUCCACGGCGAAGCCAGGUGAUUUUACAGAAAAUAGCAUAUUUUCAAUGGUACUCAAAAACAAACAAAAAGGAAAAAGACAGGUGUGCUGUCGCAGACUGGCCGAGGGGUCUGCGCCCUGGGCCUCUGGAGAAGACAGAGGAGUCUCCUUGUACAUUUUUAUACGCUCCUCUCUUGUAAAUACUGAGUAUAGUAGGUGACACCCCUUUCCUCCCUCUCUCCCUCCCUCUCUCCCACCUACCAAACCGACCCCCACAUUAUCCCCCUCCAGCAUCAUCCCGCCUGUACUCAGCACACGCCACCUCUUCAUGUGUAUGUGCACACCGUGAACCCUUAGCCUGCAGGAGACUUUCCACGCCCGACCCCUGAGUCCUCUGUGUGUGUGUUUCUAGCUCAGUGUUCCCAUCAUUCCAGCUGACAGCGCCGGUGGGUUUGUUUAGGCGGAUGUGCCACUGCCUCCAUAGUGACUGGAUCAGCCCUAGGUGAGAUUUCGGUGUAAAGAUAUAUAGCAGACAGGGAAUAGCAUCCCCUCAGUGCUAAUGCCUCAAGUGUGGCACGAGCACAACACUGUUAACUCCACUCGCUCACUCCUACUUGUCAUUAAUGCUGCAUUACAGAGUUAGGAAGAGUUGGAAAGGAAAAAACUCCCAGUUUCCAUCAAGGAAAAAUACAAUCAGUGGAAAGACCUCUACUAGUUGUGACAAAUAGCAACAGGGAACUACAAGAUUAGUUUUGUAACAUUAACGUCACGCUCCUUGUAUUAAAAUACAGUACAGUAAAAAAAAAUAAUGUAUAUAUAGAGAGGAUAUAUAUAGAUAAACAGAUUAUGAAAAAAUCUUUGAACAUCUUUAUAUUAAUUAUCUCCACACGGCUUACUGGGACAAAAAGUCACUAGCAAAUGUUAUAGAAUGUGUUGCAUCUAAAUAAACAAGUUUCCCUUCAGAAGUUUAAAACAAUGAACACAGAGCUAAAAGUAGACAGGAUAUUUUAAAUUGAUUUUCAGCGUAGUGACUUUCAUUUCGAGGAAGGACUAAAUGUGUCACAGUUUAACCCUGUGAAGCCUCAGAAACAUAUAAAUUAAUAAUAAUAUAUAAGGAAAUGGAUCACCAGGUGAACUUAUGUAACAUAAGGCUGCACAGAAAAAUCAAAAUCAUAAUAUAUACAUAUCUAAAAUAAGAGCAUAUACAUAGAAAAAACUGAAUUUAUAAAAACUAAUUCAGAUGACAUUUCAAUUUAUUAAUCAGCUGAAUUAAAUAAAUACAAAAUGAUAAAGAAAAUGGCAAAAAGGUGGACUGGAUUAUGAUCUGCAAUACAGAAGUAGGUUGUAGGUUGUGGUAGUAAAUAGGUUGCUAUCCUUACUGUAAUAUUUUCAAAAUGGUACAUUUUUUCCCUGAAAAAAAAAAGAAAUAUAUCUAUCUUUCUAUAUACAUAUAUAGUGCCAUGUAUUAACCAUGUAUCAAAUGGUAUACUUGAUGAUAUGGAGUUAAAGUAGUUGAUAAUUGUUUGUAGCCAGAAGCAAGGCUCCAAAUCAGAAAAUCAGACUCUCAUGUAAAGCAGCGUUAAUGGAACGAGUUUAGAUUUUAAUGUCACUUUGUAUAAACCCCACUGCAUUAGCCACAACUUCAGGCCUCUGCAUUGUGAAGUUGCCUGGUGCAACUUAAAGAGGGUGGAUGGUGAGAUGGUGGGGGGUGGGGGGUAGUAGAAUUUUGGCAGUGUCACAUUCGUCCCGAUCAGAAAACCCAGUCAAAAUUCACCUUGAAGUGAAAGGGCAUUAAUCUCUGACCAUCCUGAGUCCAGUCCGUCUGUAAUGUCUGAGAAGUAUCAAUAAAUGGCAGAAGAAAACAGAAAUAACGGCGUGUACAUGUGCGUGUAUACAGUUUGCCACAGAUUAAUGAAAAGGUUUGUCGCCACCACCGGGAAAUGUCCUCCUCUACCGUAGUGAGCCUUUGCUGUUAAGAUCUCAUAUGUUGUUUAAGAGUUUUCUUCAUCUACUGUGACACCUGGUCUUGUGACGUCACCUCCCUCCUUGCACCCCCCUCCCCUUGAAAUCUUUGGUGGAUUUUGCAUCGGCCCGAGCCCUAAUGUUGUCCUGACGUUUGUUUUAGAAGAGGACUGUGACUCUGAAACCUUGUAUAAUGUGUAAAAGGUUUUUUUUUUUAGUUUUUUUUUUUUCUCUCUCUCUGGACUCUUUGGUCUGUUUUCCUUUGGAAUGGUCACUACAGCACUUUCUGUAAAUUGGCCAAUAAAAACUUGUUUUGGAAUCUA